Paraphaeosphaeria sporulosa is the source of this 330-nucleotide messenger RNA. RefSeq lists its product as uncharacterized. The transcript has a single exon. Lineage: Eukaryota; Fungi; Ascomycota; Dothideomycetes; Pleosporales; Didymosphaeriaceae. The record is from RefSeq and is a predicted model, not a curated record. Bases 1 to 330 code for a protein of 109 amino acids.
AUGAACGGGACAGAGAAGGUGGGUGAGACGAAUUUGGUGACGAUUCCGACGCUUAAGAGCGUGAAGUGGGCGUGGUUGCAGCCAUUUGAGGUGUUGCCGACGGAGGAGGAUGGGGAGGAGGGGGCAGAAUAUCGAGGUGAGGAGGGAGCGGGGAAGAAGGAAGCGUUGGGCGGAACGGAUCCGGUGGCGGAUAAGUUCACGCAAUAUAUGGCGCUCGGGGUCACACUGUCGGAUGAGAAGCCGAGAUAUGAGGUCGGUCCGUAUACGGCAAUCGAGGGAUAUUUGCAGCUGUUGGAGCCGCUUAUGAAGGCGGAGACGACCGGAUCGUGA